Messenger RNA from Microtus oregoni (creeping vole), 4074 nucleotides. RefSeq names its product sushi domain containing 5 (gene Susd5). Bases 401 to 2260 code for a protein of 619 amino acids. Gene Ontology annotation, biological process: Notch signaling pathway; cell adhesion. NCBI's taxonomy places the organism in Eukaryota, Metazoa, Chordata, Mammalia, Rodentia, Cricetidae. Gene Ontology annotation, molecular function: hyaluronic acid binding. The record is from RefSeq and is a predicted model, not a curated record. The transcript is spliced from 5 exons.
CGUCCCGAGGACAGAGGCUAGCAAAUCAGCAGCUUCCCUUCUUCAUUUAAAAAAGAUUCGUUUAACGAAGGUUCUGUCUGUGAGUCGGCGCCCAGUCAAGACUUGGGGCCCUGCGUGGCGACCGUCCUCCCCUCGAGGGUACCCACUGCCCGCCCUCCGGGCCCUGGCCCUCCGCCCCAGCCGCGCCCUGGGCGCAGCCCCUUUUGGCACCGCGGCUCCCAGGUGCCCGGCGCAAAGGCGGAGCCGGACUGCAGCCGCCUGGGUGGCGCCACCGAGACCCCCGGGUAUUCGCAGGUCCCGGCGCUACGGCUCCGACUCCCGCAGCAUCCCCGGCAGCGGCUCCAACAUCCCCGGGAACCCGAGACUCUCCGGUCGCGCACAACCAGCGGACGCCACCACCAUGAGCGCGGGGCCGCGAUGGCCAGCACCCGGCAGCCUGCCUGCGCUCUGCGCCUUGCUGCUCCUGCUGGGUCUGCAGCCGCCACCCGUGCGCACCGAGGGGAAACUCUUCCUGCUGGAGUCUCAGAACGGCUCUCAAGGCCUGGACCUGGAGGCAGCUCGGCUCUCCUGCAGGAGCAGGGGUGCCCACUUGGUGUCUGCUGGGGAGCUGAAGAGAGUGGUCCAAGACUGUGCCUUCGCAGUGUGCACGACAGGCUGGCUGGCCGACGGCACCCUUGGGACAACUGUGUGCAGCAAAGGGAGAGGCGAACAGCCAAUCGUGAGAGCUGUCGAUGUGAGAAUUGACAGCCACCCUGCUCCCGGUACCAAGUACAACGCCCUUUGCAUUAAGGAUGAAGAGAGGCCGUGUGGAGACCCACCAUCCUUCCCACACACCAUCCUCCAGGGUCGCACUGGCUUGGAGAUGGGGGAUGAGCUGCUGUAUGUGUGUGCACCAGGCUCCGUUCCAGGCCGUCGAGAGACCGCCUUCACCUUGCUGUGCAACAGCUGUGGGGAGUGGUACGGACUAGUACAAGCCUGCGGGAAAGAUGAGGCCGAGGCCCACAUUGACUAUGAAGACAAUUUCCCAGAUGACAGAUCUGUGUCACUCAGGGAACUCAUGGAAGACUCCCAAGCAGAGGGAGACGAGGAAAAGGCUCAGGAGGACGCCUCUGAGGAGACACCAAAACAAGACCGUCUGGUCUUCACCUCUGUGUCUAAAGAAAACAUAGCCCAGGAGAAAGCCUUCAUGCCGACCACAGGCUUGCCUGGCCCUGGGAGCAGGGUCCACACAGACUGGCCCAGAUCCCGCCUAAACAGGAAGUACUCACUCUGGUUUCCUGCUGAGACGUUCCACAAGUCAGAGCUGGAAAAGGAAGUGGGGGAUGAGAGCAAAGAUCCACUUCCUGCUGGAGAAAAUCACAGCGAAGGAAAACUGGUCCCAGGGGAGUCUGAAACUAGGCUGGUCUAUGCCACCACCGACAGCCCCUCGGAGCCGUUUGUGGAUAGGAACGACAGCAGAGCAGAGGACCCGGUGGUGAGCGGCAGUGACGACUCUUGGUUAGAUGGCUACCCUGUGACAGACGGGGCCUGGAGGAAGGUAGAGGCAGGGCGGGAGGAUGAUGGGUCAGUGGGACUGGACGAAAGUGUUCUCGUGACCCCUGACCAGCCUACUGGGAAAGUUAAGGUGCAGAAUGCCACCGUCACCACAAGCGAAUCUGUGAUACACAGUUCGAUUGUUCCGUCUGAAAUGCUCGAUGUAGAGGCCCUGGUUCCAGGACCCAUGGAUGUGUCCGAGACUGAGGCUCCCCACACCGGUGAUGGUGACUUGACUAAGUAUCAAUCAACCAUACCCCGGAGAGUCACCACAGAGUGGUCACCCAUGGCCACCUUACCCUAUGAACUCACCACCUCCACCCAAGAGACGGUCCCAACAACUGUGCAGCAGACACUUAAACUCAACCCCUUGACUAGUGUGGAGGCCACCCAGCCUCCAGCAGAGGCCACAGCUCCUGAGGUUCAGGACAACUUCCCAUACCUACUGUCUGAGGACUUCUUGGGACAGGAGGGUCCUGGGCCUGGUGCAAGCGAGAAGUUUCUUCCAACCUUGGCACCAUGUGUGGGGAACGAGUGUCCCAACUUAAGGAGAGGCCCAGUGAUCGCCAUCAUUGUCACUGUCCUGUGCCUGCUGCUGCUCCUGGCGGUCGUGGGGGCUGUGUGGGGCUACCGCAGGUACCAGCACAAGAGCUCUGUAUACAAGCUGAACGUAGGACAGCGGCAGGCUAGACACUACCACCAGCAGAUCGAGAUGGAGAAGGUCUAGCCUCUGUCAGCAUGGCUUCUCACAAAGCCGCUCAGAGGAAGGCUAACUGUGAAGCACCACACUGAUAAUUCUCAGGAUCGAAGGUGGAAAGGGUUCACCCUCUAAAGUUCAAGCCUUCCUUCUACACGCUGAGAAGUGUCUCUGGAGGCACCUAGAGAGCGGAAAGGGUCUGGUGGAGUCCUCCUCAACCGUGCUCCCUGGAAUUCACUACCCAAAUCACAGACCUCUGCUUUGGCCCUGUUCCAACGUAAGGUUGGACUGUUGUUUAAAUCACCUUCUGUUUUUAUCGCACUAAUGUCUGCAUCUUUAGGGAGUCACAGACUCCAUGCCCUGAAAUAUAGGAAAGAGUUUCGAUGAGCUGCGCAUCCGGGGGCCGUGUUAGGAAACAGACGUUGCACUGUGGACCGGGACAGGGAAGGAUCAUGUGACGGUGCCUAGGACAAACGAGUCUCGAGCCAGAACAUACACUAUAAACUUUGGAGUUCCUUUUUCUGUUUGCUGAAUUUGGAGAGAAUUUAACACUGACGUUUUUUUUUGCCUUGGUGCAUGAGGACCAAACAGGCACAUGCCCACCCCUGGUCCCGCAAUUGUGGGACAGCCCACUGUUUUCCUUUAAGAACAAGGUGACCUUAGUGCCAGUGAGGACAACAUCUGGUGUCCCUGUCUGCUCUGUGCCUACAAGUGCCUGGGAUUGCUACCAGGGCUGAUGACAAAGGCCAACUCUUAGUCUCCUCUCUCGGGAUUAACUGUUUCUCUGAACUCCAGUAAGAGGGAGCGAUGUGGAAGGGGGAUAAUGUCUGACAAAGCACAAAGACUGGCAUAUCGAAUACAGGUGCCUGCUUGGCAGAGAAGCAAUGAAUGUGGACAUGGAUUGCCCUGGGUUGAUCUAACCCAGCCAUUUCCUGUCAGACUGACCGUCGAGUGGCAUCUCACCAGGUGUGGUUUCUACAAGGAUGUUUAUCAGACCAGCAACGCAUCACCGGGUGAUUGGUUGGAGACAUACAUUCUUUUCUUUUGGCGUGGAGGGUUGUUUUGGUUUGGUUUUCCAGACAAGGUUUCUCUGCAGCUUUGGAGCCUGUCCUGGAACUCUCCCUGUAGACCAGGCUGGCCUCGAACUCAGGAGAUCUGCCUGCCUCUGUAUCCCGAGUGCUGGGAUUAAAGGCAUGCGCCACCACAAGAUGGUGCACGGUGAGAUGUAAAUUCUUUAGUCUCACCCCAGACUCAGGAAGCCUGGGAUGGGGCCAGCUCUGAGCUCAGACUCUUCAGAUGGCUCUGAUGUGUAUUCAUACGAAGAGCCGUUGGCUUCUGUCAUCUGUGGUGGUCUUGGAACCCAGGAAGGCCUGGAGAUGGGGUGGUGAGCACCUCAUGUGCCCUGUCUAGCCUGACCUCAGCAUCUCGACAGUGACUUGUAAGGUGUUACCUCCAGUUGACUCCAGGGUAUUAGCCCAGAAGUAAGCACACCAUGUUUUUCUAUCUGAAUUCUUCCUGAAGGUGUCAAGGUGAUGGCGGCCAUACAUGUAUUCUGAGGCACCAUGGGAGUGUCUAUUUUUGUAUGGCACAAGAAAUUCUGGCUCAUGUCUUUGGUUGUGGUGGUUUUAUAGUUGAAAAGGAGGUGGCUUAGUGGGGGUGUGGCUUAGAGACAGGGCACUGUCUGGCAGGUGUGAGGUCCUUGGUUCAAUCUCCGGUGUUGUACGAUGUUUCACUCUUUUGGCUUUUUGGGGGGCCACCACCCAGUUCCCAAAUAAAUCAUACAAAUAGGCUUAUUAUUACUUACAAAUGCCCAGCCUUAGGCUGACUUGUUUCCAGCCAGCUUU